AUGCGCUUUUUACAAGUAUUAUUCAAUAUGUUAUCAUUGAUAACAUUGGUGAUAAGUUGGCCUGAUGGUGCGCCUUGUAUUCAUGCCGUCUUUGAAUCCAUGAAUCCACUUGAAGCAGUUGAGCAUCAAGGUGGUUUGCAGCUUACUAUUCCACCAUAUCAUAUUGCAGUUCGGCAAAAGUGUUAUUGGAAAAAUCAACCUAUUGAAUUAAGUUUGAGAGGAAAUACAAGUACUGAUCGAUUUCGCGGUUUUGCUCUUCAACCAAUUUCUUACAGAGGACCAAAUCAAGGUAAAAGAGUAGGACAAUUUCUACGACUAGACGAUAAUGGUUCCUGGCAGCAGCAAUGUUUUCGCUUCAAAAAUUCAGUAACACAUUCGCAUGAUGAAAAGAAGAAACAGAUCAAAUUGUGGUGGAAAAAUGAAUUGAGUGAUAAUGAUUAUGUACAAUUCGUGGCAACUGUUGUUAAGGCACAAAAACAAUUUUGGGUUAAAUCGAUCAAAUCCAUACCGAUACCACCAUGUCGCAUAGAAAGUACCGGUAUUAAAGAUUAUAUACCGGAUCCAAUAACACCACCACCACCGGUUCGUCAUUUUGUGCAAGAAGUUGUUAUUUAG
This is a messenger RNA of Cercopithifilaria johnstoni, 615 nucleotides long. The record is from the annotation of a GenBank genome assembly. Lineage: Eukaryota; Metazoa; Nematoda; Chromadorea; Rhabditida; Onchocercidae.